Molecule: messenger RNA, 930 nt
Organism: Metopolophium dirhodum (rose-grain aphid)
Lineage: Eukaryota; Metazoa; Arthropoda; Insecta; Hemiptera; Aphididae
Product: THAP domain-containing protein 1-like
Exons: 3
Coding region: 172-885 (237 amino acids)
Source: RefSeq, a predicted model, not a curated record
UUUUGCUUAACGAUAAACUAUUGUGACUCGUCAGCCGUCGUCUUAUACUCUCCUUCGUAUAGUUAUGUUCUGCUGAAACUUGGCUCUAUUGGUACUUGAGUCUGAUUGAAAAUUAAAAUUGUAUUGUAAAUUAUAUUUUUUGUACAGUUUUUAUAUCCAUAUUAUUAUACUAUGGUGUGCUCCUGCAGUGUGCAUUUGUGUACAAAUCGGUCAAAACCAGGACCUCCAAGAAUACACUUUUUCUCGUUCCCACUGAAAAGUGCAGAAAGAACUCAGCAAUGGGUUAAUGCAGUUGGCCGCAAAGGGUUUAUCCCGACGAAACAUAGCAAAGUAUGUAGUGAUCAUUUCCAUCAAAAUGAUUUUGAACAAAAAAGUGGUGAUAGUUAUUUGAUAAAACUCAAAGUAACGGCUGUCCCUUCAAUUUUCCCAAACUACUCAGACAUUAUAUCAAAAGCUAAAAAGCAGUGUCUUGAGGUAGAACCAUUUCAAGUAGUUGUAUGCAGCUCUUAUAUUCCUUGUACUGAAACUAAUAAACCAGAAAUGCUUAAUGAUGGUGAUUGUGUUAUUGUUGAUGAAACUACUUCAGUCAAAAUUAUUUCACCGCUUGAAUCAACCUCAAAUAACCAAGAUUGUAACUUAUCAACACAAAAUUCAUUAUUUAAAAUAAGUCUACCAAAACGCCCUAGUUCUUCUCCAUCUAAAUCUGAAUUGAAGAAAAAAAUUAAAUCAUUACAACAACGAGUUCGACGGCAAAAUAAAUCAAUCAAAAACUUAAAAGAUUUAUUAAAAGUUUUAAAAAAAAAAAAUUUAAUCGAAAAAGAGGCAGAGGAGUUACUAAUGGAAAAAUUUGAUUGUACAACUUUAGACAUAUUCCAACCGUGUUAAAAAUAAUGGUAAAACAUCUUGAUAUAUUAUAUAUCUGUGAUUAUA